Acanthosepion pharaonis is the source of this 3636-nucleotide messenger RNA. The record is from the annotation of a GenBank genome assembly. NCBI's taxonomy places the organism in Eukaryota, Metazoa, Mollusca, Cephalopoda, Sepiida, Sepiidae.
AUGUCAUGUCUUUUUCAUCCACGGACAUCUAUCAAAAAUCUCCUCGCUAAUUAUACGACAUUCUAUCGAGUUUGUUCCCAAACAUGUGUCCUCAAUGUGGUCGAUGUAUUUUCGGGUGCGGUAACCACGAUUACGUUUUUUUUUUUUUUCUCUCGGGCUGUCAACACUUCUAUCUUCUCUUCUCUUCUUUCUUUCUUUCUUUUUUUCUUUCUUUCUACAUUUCUCUUCUUUCUUUCUUUCUUUUUUCGACAUUUCUCUUUUUCUUUUUUCUUUCUUUCUUUCUACAUCUCUCUUCUUUCUUUCUUUCUUUCUACAUUUCUCUUCUUUCUUUCUUUUUUCUACAUUUCUCUUCUUUCUUUCUUUCUUUCUUUCUUUUUUUCUACAUUCCUCUUCUUUCUUUCUUUCUUUCUACAUUUCUCUUCUUUCUUUCUUUCUUUCUUUCUUUCUACAUUUCUCUUCUUCCUUUCUACAUUUCUCUUCUUUCUUUCUUUCUUUCUAGAUAUCUCUUCUUUCUUUCUUUCUUUCUUUCUACAUUUCUCUUCUUUCUUUCUUUCUUUUUUCUUUUUUCUUUCUUUCUUUCUACAUAUCUCUUCUUUCUUUCUUUCUUUCUACAUUUCUCUUCUUUCUUUCUUUCUUUCUACACUUCUCUUCUUUCUUUCUUUCUACAUUUCUCUUCUUUCUUUCUUUCUUUUUUUCUUUUUUCUCUCUUUCUUUCUUUCUACAUUUCUCUUCUUUCUUUCUUUCUUUCUACAUAUCUCUUCUUUCUUUCUUUUUUCUACAUUUCUCUUCUUUCUUUCUUUCUUUCUUUCUACAUUCCUCUUCUUUCUUUCUUUCUACCUCUCUCUUCUUUCUUUCUUUCUUUCUUUCUACAUUUCUCAUCUUUCUUUCUUUCUUUCUACAUUUCUCUUCUUUCUUUCUACAUUUCUCUUCUUUCUUUCUUUCUUUCUUUCUACAUUUCUCUUCUUUCUAUCUUUUUUCUUUUUUCUUUCUUUCUACAUUUCUCUUCUUUCUUUCUUUCUACAUUUUCUCUUCUUUCUUUCUUUCUUUCUUUCUACAUUUCUCUUCUUUCUUUCUUUCUUUCUUUCUACAUUUCUCUUCUUUCUUUCUUUCUACAUUUCUCUUCUUUCUUUCUUUUUUCUUUUUUCUUUCUUUCUUUCUACAUUUCUCUUCUUUCUUUCUUGCUUUCUUUUUUUUUCUUUCUUUCUUUCUACAUUUCUCUUCUUUCUUUCUUUCUUUCUACAUUUCUCUUCUUUCUUUCUUUCUUUCUACACUUCUCUUCUUUCUUUCUUUUUUCUACAUUUCUCUUCUUUCUUUCUUUCUUUCUUUCUUUCUACAUUCCUCUUCUUUCUUUCUUUCUUUCUUUCUACAUUUCUCUUCUUUCUUUCUUGCUUUCUUUUUUCUUUCUUUCUUUCUACAUUUCUCUUCUUUCUUUCUUUCUUUCUUUCUUUCUACAUUUCUCUUCUUUCUUUCUUUCUUUCUUUCUACACUUCUCUUCUUUCUUUCUUUCUUUUUUCUACAUUUCUCUUCUUUCUUUCUUUCUUUUCUUUCUUUCUACAUUCCUCUUCUUUCUUUCUUUCUUUCUUUCUACAUUUCUCUUCUUUCUUUCUUGCUUUCUUUCUUGCUUUCUUUUUUCUUUCUUUCUUUCUACAUUUCUCUUCUUUCUUUCUUUCUACAUUUCUCUUCUUUCUUUCUUUCUUUCUUUCUUCAUAUCUCUUCUUUUUCUUUCUUUCUUUCUACAUUUCUCUUCUUUCUUUCUUUCUUUUUCUACAUUUCUCUUCUUUCUUUCUUUCUUUUUUCUACAUUCCUCUUCUUUCUUUCUUUCUUUUUUCUUUCUACCUCUUCUUUCUUUCUUUCUUUCUUUCUUUCAUUUCUCAUCUUUCUUUCUUUCUUUCUACAUUUCUCUUCUUUCUUUCUUUCUACAUUUCUCUUUUUUCUUUCUUUCUUUCUUUCUUUCUACAUUUCUCUUCUUUCUUUCUUUUUUUUCUUUUUUCUUUCUUUCUUUCUACAUUUCUCUUCUUUCUUUCUUUCUUUCUUUCUUUCUACAUUUCUCUUCUUUCUUUCUUUUUUCUACAUUUCUCUUCUUUCUUUCUUUCUUUCUUUCUUUCUUUCUACAUUCCUCUUCUUUCUUUCUUUCUUUCUUUCUUUCUUUCUUUCUUUCUUUCUACAUUUCUCUUCUUUCUUUCUUGCUUUCUUUUUUCUUUCUUUCUUUCUACAUUUCUCUUCUUUCUUUCUUUCCUUCUUUCUACAUUUCUCUUCUUUCUUUCUUUCUUUCUUUCUUUCUACACUUCUCUUCUUUCUUUCUUUUUUCUACAUUUCUCUUCUUUCUUUCUUUCUUUCUACAUUCCUCUUCUUUCUUUCUUUCUUUCUUUCUACAUUUCUCUUCUUUCUUUCUUGCUUUCUUUCUUGCUUUCUUUUUUCUUUCUUUCUUUCUUUCUACAUUUCUCUUCUUUUUUCUUUCUUUCUUGCUUUCUCUUCUUCCUUUCUUUCUUUCUUUCUUUCUACUCUUUCUUUCUUUCUUUCAUUUCUCUUCUCUUUCUUUCUUUCUUUCUUUCUUUCUUCUUCUUCUUUCUUUCUUUUUUCUACAUUUCUCUUCUUUCUUUCUUUCUUUCUACAUUCCUCUUCUUUCUUUCUUUCUUUCUUUCUACCUCUCUCUUCUUUCUUUCUUUCUUUCUACAUUUCUCAUCUUUCUUUCUUUCUUUCUACAUUUCUCUUCUUUCUUUCUUUCUACAUUUCUCUUCUUUCUUUCUUUCUUUCUUUCUACAUUUCUCUUCUUCCUUUCUACAUUUCUCUUCUUUCUUUCUUUCUUUCUUUCUACAUUUCUCUUCUUUCUUUCUUUCUUUCUUUCUUUCUACAUUUCUCUUCUUUCUUUCUUUUUUUUCUUUUUUCUUUCUUUCUACAUUUCUCUUCUUUCUUUCUUGCUUUCUUUUUUCUUUCUUUCUUUCUACAUUUCUCUUCUUCCUUUCUACAUUUCUCUUCUUUCUUUUUUCCUACAUAUCUCUUCUUUCUUUCUUUCUUUCUACAUUACUCUUCCUUCUUUCUUUCUUUCUUUUUUCUUUCUUUCUUUCUUUCUACAUUUCUCUUCUUCCUUUCUACAUUUCUCUUCUUUCUUUCUUUCUACAUUUCUCUUCUUUCUUUCUUUCUUUCUUUCUUUCUACAUUUCUCUUCUUCCUUUCUACAUUCCUCUUCUUUCUUUCUUUCUUUCUACAUUUCUCUUCUUUCUAUCUUUUUUUUCUUUUUUCUUUCUUUCUUUCUACAUUUCUCUUCUUUCUUUCUUUCUUUUCAUUUUUCUUUCUUUCUUUCUACAUUUCUCUUCUUACUUUCUACAUUUCUCUUCUUUCUUUUUUCCUACAUAUCUCUUCUUUCUUUCUUUCUUUCUACAUUACUCUUCCUUCUUUCUUUCUUUCUUUUUUCUUUCUUUCUUUCUUUCUACAUUUCUCUUCUUUCUUUCUUUCUAGAUAUCUCUUCUUUCUUUCAUUCUACUUUUAUCUUCUUUCUUUCUUUCUUUCUUUCUUUCUACAUAUCUCUUUCUUUCUUUCUUUCUUUCUUUCUUUCCUUCCGCAAAUGUUUUUCACCUUUCUUUUUUCUUUCUUUCUACAUUUCUCUUCUUUCUUUCUUUCUUUCUUUCUUUCUUUCUAG